UGCUAGUUAUUUGGUAACAAGAAAUAGAAAGAAAGAAAGAAAGAAAGAAAGAAGGAAUGGAAGAAGGGAAUGAGUGUUUGUGCGCGCUGUGUGGAAAGAGGGCUCAGAUGCUGUGCGAGUCAGACCAGGCUAAGCUAUGCUGGGACUGCGAUCGCACCGUUCACGGCGCCAACUUCCUUGUCGCCAAGCACGUCAGAGUGCUCCUCUGCCGCCACUGCCACCGCCCUACUCCCUGGAAGGCUUCUGGUCCCUCCCUCACCGUAACCUCCUCUCUCUGCCAUCCUUGCUCUUCUUCUUCUUCUCUUCCCGUCACCACCGCCAUUCAUGAUCAUGAAUCUGAAGACGAUGAAUCUGAGGAUGAUGAAGAGGAGGAAGAGGAAGAGGAAGAUGAAUAUGAAGCAGAGGAGGAGGAGGGGGAGAAUCAGGUGGUGCCUUUGUCUUCCGCUUCCGGCGGCGGUGGUAAUACUAAUGGCUACGAUGACGGAGACAUGUCUAGCAACACUGCUUCUUCUUUUCGAUUCAACAACUUGAAGCGCUUUCAACAUAAUAAUCAUCACAACAUCCACCAUUCUUCUAUUUCUGAUGAAGAUGACGAUGAUAUAGGUUGUUGCUCGUCUGAAAGAUUAGGAGGAGAUAACGAUGAUGAAGAUUAUAUGAGGCCAUUCAAGCACCGUAGAAUCUUCAAUCACAGGGAUGACGAUAUACAUUGCCAUAAUCAUAAACGGUGAUGAAGAUAUUUGAACAUUAAUUAAGAUAUCAUCCUCAUGAGAACAAUUAUGAAAGAUGUAAUGAUUAUGAUGCUGUUCACCAACCACCAUGAAUCCAUGAUCAAAACUCACCCGCUAACCACCCCAAUUGAUGAUCACCACCUAAACUUCACACUUCAACUUCAAUUUCAGUUUCAAGGGUGGAUUUUGUUCAUGUUAGGGGAAAGUGAAGCCUUAAUUUCCCAUUUUAAUUUUUAUCAUGUAUUUUGAUAUUUUUUUGUUUUAUUUAAAGUGAAAUCCAUUGGUAAAAAUAACUGUAGUUGAUGAGUUGAUGUGAAUACUAGCAUGGUCCAUGGAAGGUAGUAGGUAUUUCAAACCACAUGCACUCCCUCUUGGCCAGUUAUUUCAUUAUGCAAGGUUAAUUACUUUCGUUGAAACGUCUCAUUCAAUUCAAUUCAAUUCAAUUAAAGUGUUGUGUAUUGAAA
This is a messenger RNA of Arachis duranensis, 1192 nucleotides long. RefSeq names its product NAD-dependent protein deacetylase HST1. Gene Ontology annotation, molecular function: zinc ion binding. The transcript is spliced from 2 exons. The record is from RefSeq and is a predicted model, not a curated record. NCBI's taxonomy places the organism in Eukaryota, Viridiplantae, Streptophyta, Magnoliopsida, Fabales, Fabaceae. The coding region runs from base 57 to 728 and encodes 223 amino acids.